AUGGAUGCAAGUGGACUUACAAGAUCACAGAUGUCGGCAAUAUCAAAACAAUAUCAAAAUGACUUAUAUCAAGACCCGCUCUAUUUACGCCACCGUGCUAAAGAAACCGAAGGUCCGCUUACCACAAGCUCAAGAGUCGCUGAUACACUGUUCAAAAUUAUUGGAAAUUAUAAGGAUGUUGACAAAUCUUCAAUCACAAAAAUAGACCAAUUCAUUAACCAAGGUAUUUACAACAAUUUAAUGUACAAUGGUUUUGAUGCUUCUUUAACUGCUGCAGAUGAAGACAAUGAUGAAGCUCAAAAAGGUUCCACACCAGGUAGAUUUGAAAAUAUAACUAUAAAUCAGCUAUUAAAAAGAAUUUUUAGUGAACAAGAAGAGUUAGUCAACCAAACCAAAACCAGUAAAGAGAAUUUGAAAUUGCUGCUGUUAAAGAUCAAUGCUACAAGUAUAAGAAGUGGAGAAAAUACGCUGAAACGAAUCCAAGAAUUGAGAUUGAAAAAAGAAGAGCUGAUUUCGGUUGAAAAUUACAUCAAUCAUAUGAAUAACUUUAAGUCGCUUGCUACAUUGGUAUCUGAAUCAAACAAAUCAGCUACAAUUAUCAUAAGAGAUUCUGAAAUUAAGAAAUUUUAUAUGAAAUCUCUGAAUUCAUCAGAUGAUUACAAACAAUUCCUAUACAUGAAUGGUAUACAUGGUAUUAUCAAAAAGGUGAAUUUAGAUGAAUUACAAGAAGAGAUCUUAAAUCUAAUUAUUGAUGCAGCUAAGUUGGGAUCGCUUAAAACCAAUGUUACUGUUCAGAAUGAAGUGAAUUAUGCUGGUAAUAGAUUUUCAAGUAAAUCUGAUGGUCCAAGAGUUAUUGAUAAUAGAAUUGGUACUGAAAAUAAUAGUAAGAAAAGAAAAUAUAACACAAGUGGUCAUUAUAAUGAUGAUGAUGGUAAUAAACGGUGUCCUAUGGAAGGCCAUUACAAUCACAAGAUAAAAGAUUGCAGAAAUUUACAGUGGUUAUUUAGACCAAAUAAGUCUGAAGAUGAAAAUAAAAGUACAAGAUACUAUUUUAACUGUAGCUUAAUAACCAAUUUCACUGCAACAGCUAAUAAUAUACUCAAAGUUCCAUUAACUAUACUGGUGGAUAGUGGUGCAAACUGCCACGUCCUGUUUAAUGGCAAACAAACUCUUGAUGAAUAUGAAGUUAUAGAAAAGGAUGUUGAAGAGAUUUUCAUGGCUAAUGGACAAAAGACUUAUGUACAUGGUAGAGGUAAAUUAAGAUUGUUUCUCAAAAACCAAGAAAUAGUACUGGAAAAUGUGUUGAAUAUUGAAACAAAAUUGAAUUAUAUUGAAAAAGAACAGAAAUUAUUACUAUCUGCAACAGCUUUAGCAAAGAUUAAUGUAUUUCUUGAUAUGAGAAAGAAAUCAAUGGUUAAUCAAUCUGGAGAAAUCUUACAAGAACUUGAUGAAAUAGAUGGUUUAGUAGUGCUGGAUUCAUCAGUGUUGAAACAAGGAAAAAAUCAUUCAAGCACAACAAGUUCUCAAAACCACAAAAGAAGAAAAUUACAUCAUGUCAAUGAUAAAGAACAAAAUUCCGAAGUGGAAAAUCAGGUUUCUCAUAGAAAAUUGGAUAAUUUACAUAUUAAAUGUGGUCAUUUUUCAAAAGGAAUGUUAAAAUCACUAUAUGAGAAUAAUCAACUCAUAGGUAUCACUGAGCUAGAUAAACAAGAAUUUGAAAAACAGCUACAGAUUGCAGGUGAUUGUACCAUUUGUCAACAAAACCGAUUCAAAAACAAGCCAGCAUCACAAGGUCGAGCAACUAGACACUACAAGUUAUAUGAACCGGGGGAAUUUUAUGCGUGUGACCAUAUAAUUGUUCCUAAAAACUUGAUUGUACCUUUGGGGUUUUCAGCAUUAUUAGUGAUUAAGGAUGUUCUGUCUGGUUUAGUUCACAUUGAGGUACAAAAAACGAGAAGUAAUACUGGUGAUUUGGUUAAGAAAUUUAUCAAGAAGUCCGAUCGUCAAAACUUAAAUAGAGUGAAGGUGUGGCAGACGGAUAACGCUCUUGAGUUCCGAUCCAUGAAUCUCGAAAGUGAAAUAGGAGUUAUACAGAGGUUUAGUACAAAUUACCGGUCAACAAACAACAGCUCCGUCGAGCGUGAAAACGGAUUGGUCAUGGAGAACUCUAGAACCAUUUUUCAUUUGAUUCCGAAGGAAGUUAAAAGAUUGAAACAUUUCAAAUAUGCUAUUUUCCAUGCUGUUGCUUUAAGAAAUAUUGUGAAGUCCAAAACAAUAAAAAUAGAUCUAACAGAAUUAUUUCCUUUUGGAAGUUUGAUGAUAACAAAUUCAAAUCAAAAAGCUCUUCACAAAAUUAAUAUUAGAGGUGACUUGGCUGUAAACCUUGGUGCAAAUGACUUAUCAACUAGUGGUAAUAUUGGUUUGAAUUUACUUAUUGUUAGAACUGGAGAAAUUAUAAGCACAACAAAUUACAAAGUGGUUAGAGAUCAAUCACAAGGCCUAUUGGAAUUGAAAAGAAUAGUUAGUGAAAAUUCAUCAAAUUGGAAUCAAACCAGUGAUAAUAUGGAAAAUUCAGAUACUCUACAAGAAGAGUUCAACGAAUUCCUAUUACUUCAAUAUCAAACAUCAAAUGAAGAUCAAAUCAAAUUUACUACAUCAAGGGAUGAUAGCACCAAUACAGAAUCACAACUACAAACACAAGAAAAUACUUCUGGUGAGAAUUUGCAUUACCAAAACUAUGGUGAAACGACAGUACAAUCUUUAGCAUUAAAUGAUUUAGGUGAAAAUACACCAGAAAAAGAUAAUGAUUAUGGAAGAAAUAGUUCUACCAAUCAAGAUAAUAUAGAUAAUAGUACUGAGGAGGCAAAUGAUGGAAUAGCUACAGAAAAUUUGAGAGAUCAAAGAAAUGAGAUUGAAGAAACAUUAAAUGAGCCUAUUCCAGAAGAUGCAACCGUACCAGCUAAACAAAUAGAUGUGACAAAUUGUACAAAUGAAGGUGUUAAUACAGGUUUAGAAGGUCAAGAUAGUAUUGAACAUCAUAAUAACGAAAAUACCAAUACAGAACAUGUGGUACAGAUGAAUCCAUUGAUUGGUGAAGUAUCAGAACAACAAAGCAUAACUAAUAUCAAUGAAAAUUCAUUAACAGAAGCUGAAACUUUUACUGGUGUUCAUAAUCCAGAUACAAAUGAAACUCCAUCAAUUGAAGCUGAAACUACUACUGAUAAUCAUAAUGAAGCUGAUUCAAGUCAAAAAAUCGCAAUUCCUGAUUAUUUGAGAGAACAUUACAAUGACUCAGUAAGAGAAAUCGAAGUGGAUGAAAAUGCUACAAUUAAACAAAGAUUAAGAAGUAGAGCAAAUCAAACUUUGUUUAUCAACAUGGCUAAAUUUGAAGAGGAAGCAAUAUCAAAAUUGGACUCAACUAGUGAUCAAAAUGAAGGUGAAAUAGCCAAUACAAUCCAAACUGAAAAUACUGAUGAUAUCCCAGUUGGUCAACAAGACAUCAGCUUCAAAGAAGCAAUAAGAGAUAUAAGAUGGAAGAAAACCGUUCAAGCCGAAACAUCAGAAUUGAAAGGUAAGAAUGUUAUGACUCUUUUGAAAAAUAAAGCUGAGGCCCAAAAAUUGGUGAAAAAACUAAAAUCAAACAGAAUUUUACCUACACGUUGGGUUCAUACCAAGAAGCUGUCAAACCAGUUAAAGAGUCGCCUUGUGGUGAAAGGUUACUGUGAACCAACAAACCAACAGCAAGAAGACUUGUUUAGUCCUACUCUCACAAUAGGUAUUAUUAGACUUUUGUUAAAUUUAGCUGUUUACAAAAAUAAAUAUCAGUUGGCAACUAUAGAUUAUAAGCAAGCCUUUUUGAAUGGAAUAUUACCUGCUGGUCAAGAAAAAAUUAUCACCUACCAGGAUGAAAAUGAUGAAACCCAAUUUGCUAUUCUUCAUAAAAGUUUAUAUGGUCUUAAGAUUAGUCCAUUAAUUUGGAACUUGUUGAUUACAAAAAAGAUCAUCCAAGAAUUAGGCUUUGAAUGUCACCAAAUAUGUCCAACAGUAUUCAUCAAAAAAGGAAUAGACGGUGAUAUAGAAAGUGUUAUUGGUUUGUUUGUGGAUGAUGCUAUCAUUUUAAGUACACCAAGUAAAAUGAAACAUGUGGUAAAUGAAGUUUUAAGUUUAUUUGAAGGCUCUGUAACUUCAAAUCCAGAAGACAAAACGUUGGUGCUACUUGGCUCAAAUAUACACAAAGAAAUGAAUCCAGACUUUACAAUUAAGGAAAUUAAAAUGUCAAAAGAAAAGUACAUUAGCAACCAUAUAGAAACUGUACUAAAAGAUAAAGAAAGUUUUUUAAACAAGUUCUCCAAUACUCGUCUUGCUGAAAAUCCAAUUCAACAAGAUUUUACAAAACCAAAUGAAAAUUCAGUACUAGAAGUAAAUCAAAUGAGUUCACAUACUUUUGAAAGAAGGGUACACCAACUACAAAUUUUAAUGGGUAAAGCUAAUUAUUUGGCACAAACUCGUGGAGACAUUAGAGCUGCAACCACGUUAUUAUCAAGCUGGAUAACUAUUGUACCGUCAAAUGAGAUAUUUUUUCAGGUCUACAGGUUGUACAAUUACAUAGUAAGAACAAAAGACUUAUGUAUUGUAUUCAAACAAAAUACUUAUGAGAAUAAUGGAACAAAAAAUGUUAUAAAUUUAAACGUGUUUUCAGAUGCUAGUCAUAAUAAUUUACAAAGAUCAAGAUCGCUGUGUGGUUAUACAAUUUAUUUCAAUAAGUGUGGAAUCAUAGACUUUAAAUCUCAAGCUACAACAAACAUUUGUGUCAGUACCUGUGAAAGUGAACUUACCUCCAUUUUCUUUGCUUAUCAACGUGCUGUUUAUUAUAAGAAAGUUAUUACUAGAUUGUUUGAUAUGGAAGUUCAGAUAAAUCUACACACAGAUGCACAAUCUGCAAUCAAUUAUCUAACUACAGAGAAUGUAUCAAGAGAUAUGUUACAGGUCCAUUCAGAUUUAGAGAAGCUGAAAGAAGUUAUAUUAUAUAAACAAAAUCCAAGAUUCCAACUAUUGAAAGAAUUAGUUACACAAGAAGAGAAAGAAAAUGUUCACAUUUACAAGGUUCCUGGUUAUAGAAAUGUCGCUGACAUAUUAACAAAAUCCGUGACUGCUACUGUAUUUAGAAAUUUACUGCCCUACAUUUUGGGAGAAUAUCCUGAUGAAGAUAAAUUCAUCACAUCAUUGGGGACAAAUGAUAAAAAUCAAAAAAUUGUGGCUAAUAUGGCUCAAGUUACAAGAUUACACAGUGAAAAUUAA
Molecule: messenger RNA, 5298 nt
Organism: Hansenula ciferrii
Lineage: Eukaryota; Fungi; Ascomycota; Saccharomycetes; Phaffomycetales; Wickerhamomycetaceae
Product: Transposon Ty2-DR3 Gag-Pol polyprotein
Exons: 1
Coding region: 1-5298 (1765 amino acids)
Biological process (GO): DNA integration
Molecular function (GO): nucleic acid binding
Source: RefSeq, a predicted model, not a curated record